This is a messenger RNA of Ceutorhynchus assimilis (cabbage seed weevil), 963 nucleotides long. NCBI's taxonomy places the organism in Eukaryota, Metazoa, Arthropoda, Insecta, Coleoptera, Curculionidae. The record is from the annotation of a GenBank genome assembly.
AUGGAACAGUUUCUUGAAUGUUAUUUGGAUGCUAGUUUUGAAAAUACGCCCCGAAAUGGGUUGCAUGACCGAAGAAAUCGGAGACAGAUGGUUGAGUAUAUUAAUACGCUGAUACAGGGAUGUGCUGGAGUUCACAACAACAACACCGAAUUAACUUGCAAAGAAGCGAUAACGACGCUAAUCCGGUACCACGAUAAAACGAAAACGGCCAACGGUGCCGUGUGCAUGAUGGGAAAGUACCACAACAUUCUUUACGUAGCCGUGAAACUGUGCUACCUGUGGCAAUUGCGAGAUGCAGAUCUGGUUUGCAAAUUGCUGCGAGAGAUUUACGCGUGUGAAUCUACGUUUGAACGGAUUUUAAUCGGAGCGAUUUUUGGUACCAAGGCACCGCAUUUCAUCGCUGGCUGGAAAAGCGAUUUCGAUAAUGAAGAAGAAAACGUCCGUGGUCUAGUAUAUUUUCUGGACAAAGCUAAUUUGGGCAAACUUGAGCUGCCCUUUUUAAAAGAAGAUCAAUUAUUAUCCUACAGAUUUAUUGAUUUGCCUAUUGAAAGUUGUGGAAAGGCAGCUACAUUGAAAAUAUGCGUGCAAUUGGGCCUGCCCGAUAAACUUUUGAUUUUGUUACGAUUCGGCGCCUUACUAGGUACCAACUUUGAACAAAUCCUUGACAGACUAUUGGAGUACCAACACUGCUACCCAUAUAAUCUAGUAGCCAUUUUGCAGCUAUUCUUACGGGUAGUUCCAGCAAUACCUAGAGACAUAAUACUAAUGGAAAAAUAUGCUGUUUUAAUUGAGGAUGGCCUCAUACCUCCAACAAGGUGGGGUCACACUGCUCCAGAAUUAAAACACCUGUGCAGAUGCGCCAUAAGAGAGCAACUAUGGAAAAACUUCAAUUUGCCUAACGGAAUCAGGAAGUUGCAUUUGCCCGAAAAGAUGUGGAGAUAUUUGGAUCUUCUUGAAGAUUAA